This is a messenger RNA of Leptomonas pyrrhocoris, 1882 nucleotides long. RefSeq lists its product as hypothetical. The record is from RefSeq and is a predicted model, not a curated record. NCBI's taxonomy places the organism in Eukaryota, Euglenozoa, Kinetoplastea, Trypanosomatida, Trypanosomatidae. Bases 683 to 1882 code for a protein of 399 amino acids. The transcript has a single exon.
AGUGCCACCCAAAACUGUCUCCACCGCGCUCCGACACUCUCCCACCAUGCACACACACGCACAGACAUCUUUAAAUAAUACACGAACCUGCAGCAACAACGCCGCUGCAAUGGGCCUCCUGCGCGAUCCCGUCGCGACGCGCUCGCACAACUCCUGGAGGAACAUCGCCACGUCCUACGGCCGAUUCUGCGUGUAGAAGCGCACCGAGGAAGGCCUGAGUAAAAACACGAAGCUGCGCCACCGUUGGUUCUACGUCGCGGAAGACCUCUUUCCAUUUCGUAUUAUCUACCCCACUCACUCCAGCGACUUUAACGAUGCCCCUUCGCCUUCAUCGGCAGCAGCAGCAGCAGCAGCAGCAGCCUCUCCUUCCUCCUCUUCGCCGGCCGGCGGCACGUCCUCGCUGUACCCCCGCAAUGCCGUGGAGCGACGCAGCAGCAGCAACCCGAAGCGCAGAACGAGUGGGAACGGCGCGGUGCAUGCGUCGUCCCCUGCGGGGGGUGCUACGGCCACCUUCGCGGCCUCUUCCACCUCCACUUCUUCUUCGCCUGAUCGCAAGGAAGGCAUCGUGGACUCACUGCUCAACUGGUGGUCGCGGGGUGAGGACGGCAGUGAGCGAUCCGACGGCACGACCGCCACGAACUUCUUCUUCUUCUCCCCUUUCGGCAGCUCCUCCGCCGGACCGAUGGAGCGCUUCACGGUGGCCACGUCGUCGCAGCUGAGCGGCAUUUUGGAGGUGUGGGGGCUGCUGCUGGAGGCGUGGGAGUCCGAAGAGGCGGAGCUCAACAUCUUAUCCAACGGCUCCCCCACCUUGGCCUCCCCUACGGUCUUACGUGCCCGUGGCGGCGACGGCGGCGCGGCCGCUGCGGCGGUGCCUUUCCUCGAACGCUGGCGUCGCACCUACGGCCGCGUUGCGGUGUUGUGCGCGGAGCAAGGUAUUGAACAACGCACCACCGCGACGACGACAACGAUGAGCCGCGACGCAUCCAUACCGACAUCGCCGUCGUUAGACGACAGCGUCUUGUUAAACAGGUCCGCCGCCGCGCCGUCCUCGCUAAGCGUAAGCCUGUCUGCCCCGCACUCGCGCAGGGCCGGCGAUGUGACGCCGGAGCAUUCCAGCGCGCGGUCCGUUGCCAGCCGCCGGCACGUCCGCAUCAGCGACGAGUACUAUCACCCCUCCGACAGCCCGGAGACCACCGUCAUUGCGCACUUCUUUGACGUGCUACUAAUGCGGGUGGUGGAUCUGUUGAUGUGGCGCGAUCCGCAGCUGACGGCGUGCUGCCUUGGCAUUCUCGUGGUGGUCUACGGAUACGCUGCGUGGGCCAGUGCGCUGUGCUACUUGGCGGGGGAGACGCUGUCUUCGACCCUGCAGUACUGCGCCGCCCGGCAUCCACACCCCCAGCAUUCGACUUCUGCCUUUUACUGGUUUGCCGGAGAGAGCGGGUGGGUGUCAGCGGAGCGCGUGUGGUGGGGCGCGCCGUUGUUUAUGAUCAGUGUGCUGGCCUACCCGUGGACGACGGAGCAGCAAGGCCGCGUCAUUACCCUGACCGACCGCGAGCACCUGCGCUCGAUCGAUCACGCGCUUCGCUGGCUCAGCGCGACAGAGAACGCGGAGGACGGCGCGACCGUCACCGCGCCCCCGGAAGGCCACGGCGACGUGGAUGCAAAGGCCUUAGCGAGCGCGGUGCUCAUGGAGGUGGCGACGUGUGUGGGCACGGCGCUGCGGACAAACCGGCUCCCCAUCGGCCCCCUUCUACUUUUCAACGUUAUCGGUGCGUUUUCGUCGUGGGAGGCGAUUCUAGUGUUGUUUCUGUGGCCGAUGCUGAUCGUGGGUGUCUGCCUCGCCGGCGUUGUCGUCGUGGCGCAGUGCCUCGAGAACCAGUGA